AUGCACCGGCCUGACGAGGAAAAAAUAGCAUUCAUAACGCCGAAAGGAAUCUAUUGCUACAAGGUGAUGCCAUUUUGCUUGAAAAAUGCGGGGGCAACAUACCAGAGAUUGAUGAACAAUAUAUUCAGCGAUCUCAUAGGCAAAACGAUGGAGGUCUAUGUAGACGACAUCCUCGCGAAGACCACCAUACCUGAUGAUCUCCUGAGUGCCUUGGGGAACGUGUUCGCGUCCCUCCGACAACACGGCAUGAGGCUCAACCCGCUCAAGUGCGCCUUCGCCAUAGAGGCCGAAAAAUUCCUAGGAUUUAUGAUCACCCAAAGGGGGGUAGAAGCCAAUCCCGAGAAGUUCCAGGCGAUACUCCAAAUGAAGAGCCCGAGCUGUGUGAAAGACGUCCAGAGACUGGCAGGAAGGCUCACUGCGCUGUCUCAUUUCCUCGGAGCGUCUGCGGUGAAAGUCCCACCCUUUUUCAAUCUGAUGAGAAAAGGGAUAGCGUUCGAAUGGACCCCCGCAUGCGAGGAGGCGUUCAAACUAGCACUGGCACUCUUGACCUCUUCCCGCAGACUAAGGCAAUACUUCCAAGGCCACCAGAUCAUCGUGAGGACGGACCAGGGAAUCCGUCAAGUACUCCAAAAACUUGAUUUAGCGGGAAGAAUGAUGACUUGGGCCAUUGAACUCUCCCAGUACGACCUGCAGUAUGAGCCCCGGCAUGCGAUUAAGGCACAAGCGAUGGCCGACUUCUUGGUAGAAGCAACGGGGGACCCGACCAAGGAAACGGGCAUACGGUGGAGAAUCCACGUAGACGGGGCCUCCAACCAAAAGUCCGGAGGAGCCGGGGUCAUCUUGGAAAGUUCUGUCGAGGUCGUAUACGAGCAAUCGAUCAAGUUUGAGUUUCCGAUAUCAAACAACCAAGCAGAAUACGAAGCCUUCUUGGGAGGCCUGACCCUAGCUCGUGAAGUUGGGACGACGAGGCUGGAGGUGUGCAGUGACUCGCAGGUCGUCACCUCUCAAGUAAACGGGAGCUACCAAGCUAGAGACUCGCUAUUGCAAAAGUACCUGGAAAAAGUUAGAGAAUUGAGUAACCAGUUCGAGGAGGUCACGAUCCAACAUUUCCCGGGGGAAAGGAGCACACGAGCGGGCCUCCUAUCCAAGCUAGCAAGCACAAAACGAGGAGUAGGCAACCGAUCUCUCAUCCAAGGCAUGCUAAAGGAACCAGCAGUUACCCUCCACCUAACAAAGAUAAGCCCCUCUUGGUUGGACCAUACCGUCGAUUUCCUUGAAAGCGGCAAACUCCCUGAUGACGAGAAAGUAGCUAAAGCGUUGAGAAGGGAAGCAGCCAAAUACACGACCAUACAAGGACAACUGUUUAAAAAGGGACUCAGCCAGCCCCUAUUGAAGUGCCUACACCCCGAGCAGACGGAUUACGUGCUCAGGGAAGUCCAUGAAGGGUGCUGCGGCCACCAUAUCAGGGGCAAAGCCCUGGCAAGAAAGCUCAUCCGAGCUGGAUACUACUGGCCAUCAAUGAUGGAAGAUUCCAAAGAAUUUGUAAAGAAAUGCGCUAAUUGUCAAGAGAACGCCAACUUUCACAGAGCAUCGGCUUCCGAACUAAGCCUACUGACGACCUCCCGACCCUUUGCACAAUGGGGAGUCAACCUCUUGGGACCCUUCCCGGUUGGCCCAGGGCAAGUCAAAUAUCUCACAGUUGCCAUCGACUACUACACCAAAUGGAUAGAGGCCGAACCACUGGCCAGCAUAUCCUCAUCCAAUUGUAGAAAGUUCAUGUGGAGGCAGGUGAUAACUCGAUUCGGCAUCCCAGAAGUUGUCAUCUCAAACAAUGGGACGCACUUCACUGACAAGAAGUUCAUAGAAUUCCUCAAUGGCCUGGGUAUAAAGCAGAAGUUCUCUUCGGUAGAGCACCCCCAGACGAAUGGGCAAGUCGAUUCCGUAAAUAAGGUCAUCUUACAAGGCCUCAAGAAGCGGCUGGGUGACAAAAAAGGUGCAUGGGCCGAUGAACUCGCUUCAGUCCUUUGGUCUUACCGUACAACCGAGCAGUCCUCCACGGGAGAAACCCCCUUCCGCCUGACAUAUGGGGUGGACGCGAUGAUACCCAUGGAAAUCGGCGAGCUGAGCCCGCGGCUACUUCUGAAGGGAGUAGAAGAAGUAGUGGAGAAAAACCUGGUGGAUGAGGCCAGGGAGAUGGCCCAUUUGACAGAAGUAGCGCUAAAGCAAAGAAUGACCCUGCGUUACAACGCCAAAGUGCUCAAGAGGGAGUUCGGAAAAAAUGACCUGGUCUUGCGACGCAACGACAUAGGGCUACCGACCCAAGGAGAAAGAAAACUAGCGGCAAAUUGGGAAGGCCCCUACAGGGUCAAAGAGGUGCUCGGCAAAGGCGCCUACAAAUUGGAGAAGCUCGACGGCAGGGAGAUACCGGGAACAUGGAAUGCAGGUAACUUGAGAAGAUUUUAUUCCUAG
This is a messenger RNA of Arachis duranensis, 2469 nucleotides long. RefSeq lists its product as uncharacterized. Gene Ontology annotation, molecular function: nucleic acid binding; RNA-DNA hybrid ribonuclease activity. The coding region runs from base 1 to 2469 and encodes 822 amino acids. The transcript has a single exon. Lineage: Eukaryota; Viridiplantae; Streptophyta; Magnoliopsida; Fabales; Fabaceae. The record is from RefSeq and is a predicted model, not a curated record. Gene Ontology annotation, biological process: DNA integration.